CGCAAACGUGCGCCGCAAACCAAAAGCGGCCUAGCGGAGUGAGGCACUAGCUUUUCACCAGAAGUGGGGCACACGUCGAACGGCAUCCAAGCCCCAACGCAGGGCCAAGAACACAUUUGGACACUGCCAAAGAGCAGCUUUAAGACGUCACGAAGUUGGGGCCCCUUUGUACAUUCCAGGGAGGCGUAGGAACUGCGUGCUCAAGUGAGGGCUGUUAAGGCAUAAAAGGACGCGCCGACGAAGAAACGGCUGCCGCGGGGCGCCCGCAACCAUAAAAAAAGAUGCCCGCAAGGAAGCAGGGCCUCCGCGCGCGCGCCCAGCGCCACGCGGCCGUCGGCGACGACGGCAAGCUGUUGUUCGACCAUCCGGCGUUCAAGGACCUGUUGGAUUCCCACGCGACCUGUUCGUCUCCCCACGUCGAGAAGGAGACCGUGACGGUCGACGACGCGAGAAACGGGUUUGACGUUCCUGUGAUUGUGAGGAAGCCCCACAAAGCUAACCUAGGAUUGAGGAUGCCGAAGCCGUCGUUAUCACCGCGAGACGUGGCCAAUGCGACCUGCCCGAAGUCGCUCAUUCCUAUCUUGGAUGUGAAAUUGCAGACGUCGCAGAAAAGGGCCUCUCUAGACGAAUGGUGCCAGUACUGGGAACGAACGCCGCGCGCGAAAGUGCUCAAUGUCAUUUCGUUGGAGAUUACCGGUACCGUGUUGGGUGCCCAAGUGAAAGCGCCGGACUUCGUCGAUGAAGUGGACUGGAGCGCGACGGCGUGGCCUGCGGAUGCGCCGCCUUCGACGUUCAAGCACGAGGGCUGCGGCUGCGACGGCGGGAAGAGGAUUCCUACGCUUGUCACGGCCCGAAGGAUGCUCGGUUUAGAACCCUUGACCAAGGGUGACGAGGAGGAAGGUGACAAGGUCCAGCACAAGAACAGCGCUCGACUGCUCUCGCCGCCGCGCGUGCGCAAGUACGUGCUCAUGAGCGUCGCCGGGAGCUUCACGGACUUCCACGUGGACUUUGGCGGGACGAGCGUGUGGUACCACGUGCUGCGAGGGGCCAAGCGCAUGUACUUGGCACCUCCAACGGAAAAAAAUUUGGACGCGUUCAAGCGGUGGACGCGCGGGUCGCAGCGCGAGAAGACGUUUGCGGAGUAUCUGACGGGCAAAGUCUGCGCCGUCGACCUGCAUGAAGGUGAUACAUUGAUCAUCCCGUCGGGCUGGAUCCACGCGGUCUACACGCCUGUGGAUUCGAUGGUUUUUGGCGGAAAUUUCUUAACUAUGAGCCAUGUGCCAUCGCAACUCCGAAUAUGUUCUGUUGAGGACUCACUAGAUGUAGCACCAGAGGCUAGAUUUCCGAACAACGGCGCGGUCAUGUGGUACGCUCUACUUAGAGCUGCUGAUGCUUUGAAUGAAAGUCUGGCGUUCGACGCUGACGAUCAUUCCGAGAGAGCCUGGGCCGCGUUCCGACGGGCCCCUUCGACGAUAGCGGAACGAAGCGGCCUCAAGCUGCUCGCUAGUUUCCUGCGGAAGACGCUGCAGUCGUCCAAGUUCGCGGCGGGGGUCACGGCCCCGCCCGACGAAAUUGCGGACGUCUGCACGUACGCGACGCUGGAUGCCGUCGACGCGAUGCUGAAGGGUGAGCGUUGUGUCGACGUGGUCCAGAAGGGCGUCCUCAUCAAAGGUGUGUCGACUCUGGGCUUGUCCGCGGCAACUUUACGAUGCAACGUGCGCGUGCCUCAAAGAUUCCACCCAGAUAAUCGUGCGUCUCUUAUGGAGGCGGGCGGCGCGCGGCGGCGGAAGCCCGGGGAACUGAAAAGGCGCGCGGCCGCCGUCGCGGGACGGUUUGUGGCCGCCUGCGCGGCGGCGGCCCGCGCCGAGGACGCGGAGCCGUGGCAGGAGAGGGCCGAGCGGCGGCGGGUCGAACGAGAGCGCGCGGCCGCCCACGCGGUCGCGCGUGCCGCGGCGGCAGCCCUGGAGAUGCCGCCGCUGCCGCCGCUGAAGAAGCCGCGCUCAGCGUACCUACGCUUGCCGCCCUUCGUCGAGGCGGGCGAAACGGUCGACGUGCCGCUGCCGCCGUCGCUCUUAACAGCGCGGCGGCGGCGGCAAGGCCCGGCGACGACGCGCGUCGUCGUCCCAGCGGACGCGUUGCCUCACCGCGUGAUGAAAGUAUUGGUACCGGCCGAUGACAUGGACGUCGUCGUGGGCGCGCCGGCGCCGGCGCCGCCGCCGACCGUCGAGGAGAUCCGGGCCGCCUACCAGCGGGAGCAGGCGGCGGCGCCGCGACCACCGCCGCGGCCGGCGCCGCCGCCGCGCGAAAAGUCCGCGCGGCAGCAGGCGCGGAAGCGGGCGCGGGCGGUGACGCAGGAUUCAUGA
Messenger RNA from Pelagomonas calceolata, 2363 nucleotides. The record is from the annotation of a GenBank genome assembly. NCBI's taxonomy places the organism in Eukaryota, Pelagophyceae, Pelagomonadales, Pelagomonadaceae.